This is a messenger RNA of Plutella xylostella (diamondback moth), 2318 nucleotides long. RefSeq names its product juvenile hormone esterase. The record is from RefSeq and is a predicted model, not a curated record. Lineage: Eukaryota; Metazoa; Arthropoda; Insecta; Lepidoptera; Plutellidae.
UCAGUGAACUUGCCGUAGGCAGUGCAACCUGACAUACCUGGUACUGAACUUUUAUCAAACUCUGAAACCCCAAUCAAACUGAUGUUCAUUCAUACUAACGUCAAAUGUGCAAAGUAUCUACCUACCUACUCUUCCAAAUUGUACGGAACAGCGGGAUCUUCGUACCUACUUUCGAUAUUUAGUUGCUAAUGGAAAUCAGGUGUUAUGGCGCGCGUAAAAGUGGAACAGGGGUUGCUGGAGGGCGCUUGGUGCGAGAAUGCGGAAGGGAAAUACUUCGCGUUCAGAGGAAUACCGUACGCGAAGCCGCCGGUUGGAGAACUACGGUUUAAGGCGCCAUGUGAGCCAGAGCCGUGGGAGGGCGUCCGCGACGCGACGGCGGCCGGGCCCGUGUGCCCGCAGUACAACGAGCGGCUGGACCGCAUGGAGCCGGGCAGCGAGGACUGUCUGCGCCUCAACGUCUACACCACGCGCCUGCCGCCCGCGCCCCCGCGCCCCGUGCUGCUGUGGCUGCACGGCGGCGGCUUCUACACCGGCUCCGGGAACGACGACUUCUACGGACCCGAGUUCAUCGUCGCCCGUGACGUCAUCCUCGUCACCGUCAACUACAGGCUCGAGGUGCUCGGCUUCCUGUGCCUCGACACGCCCGAGGUCCCCGGCAACGCCGGCCUGAAGGACCAAGUCGCGGCCAUGCGCUGGGUCAACAGAAACAUAGCGGCGUUCGGCGGAGACCCGCAGAACAUCACCAUAUUCGGCUGCAGCGCCGGCUCCGCCUCCACUUCCUUACAUUUAGUGUCCAAAAUGAGCGAGGGUCUGUUCAGCAAGGCGAUAUGUCAGAGCGGCGUGUGCCUCAACGAGUGGAGCUACAAUUUGUACGCGCGACAGAGAGCGUUCCAGCUCGGCAAGCAGCUGGGGAAAGACACGGACGACCCGGACGAGCUACUAGAGUUUUUAAGAAGUUUACCUGCUACCUCUUUAACUAAUAUUAAGCUGCCGCCGUUGCCGAAUGUGUUUUACGACUUGUGCGACGGCAUUCUGUUCGGUCCGGUGGUGGAGAAGCCGGAGCCGGGCGCGGAGACGUUUCUCUCUGCUCUGCCGCCGGACGCCGUACGCGCCGGCGUAGCGUCAGUGCCGCUCAUGCUGGGCUACACGUCCGCGGAGGGCAUCGAGACCGCGCGGAACUACCAGCUGCUGCUGCAGUUCCUGGCCACGCCGGGCGCCGUGCUGCCGCGGGAGCUCAAACUACAGUGGCCAAUGGACCGAAUCCAGGAAGCGGACGAAAAGAUUCGCCAGUACUACUUCGACGGUCAGCCGAUAACGCAGAAAAGUGUUCAGCAGAUAGUGAACCUGCACACGGAUGCGAUAUUCGUGUACAACAUCCGUCGGUUCGCGAAGCACGCGAGUCGGAACGCGCCAGUCUUUGUUUACAAGUUCGUGGCGGAGUCGGACCGCAACUACACGAAGCGCAGCUACCACAUGGAUAAGAUCCGCGGCGUGUGCCACGCGGACGAGCUGCACUACCUGUUCCACGUCACGUGCUACGACCUGCCGCUCAGCGACGAGUCGAGAAGGAUCAUAGAACAAACUGUCACGCUUUGGACCAAUUUCGCUAAAACUGGAAAUCCAACACCAGACAGCGACUUGGAGACGUGGUCCCCAUUCACAGAAGCAACACAAAACGUAUACAUCAUCGGAAAAGAUCUGAGAUGUGUGGCCAACGAAGACAUAGACAAUAUGAGGUUCUGGGACCAAAUAUACGGUCAGGCUGAAAUAAUGUGAGCUCGUCUUUAAGACUUCGGGAUUAAUUCAUAUAGCCAUGCCUUGUGCCUGUGCCACAUUGUUAAUUCUUUGUAAGAUGUGCCCUUGUUUUGUUUUGCUAGCAGUAUUUAUUAAUAUUAUAGUUCAUACAGUAUUUUAAUAGGGAUUUUGAAAUUCAAUAAUUUUAUAUUUGCCUUUCAGUCGUACUCAUAGCAUUGUGAGGAGGCAAAUAAAUUAUAAUAAUAAAUUUUAAUAUAUCUCAACAAUUAUAAAUGACUGCGUGAUAGAUACCUACUUAAAGUAGUACUUAAUAAUUAUUAGAAGCUAGUGCUGCCAACUUAAGUCUGGUAGAUCUUACUCAGGAUACUGUGGUGGUGAUCGUUGUUGAGUUGUUGACUGGAGAGCGUGAAUGUCGGGGGCAGAGGAGUUUACUUACAAAGUAUUAUUAAUUCUAUGUCUUCCUACCUUCCUUAUAAAGAAACCAUUGCCUUAGAUCCGAAUUUAUAUAUUAGUGGAUGCCGCCUUUCAUUUAUCUUUGAACAAAAAUAGACAAAUAUUUUCAA